Phragmites australis (common reed) is the source of this 1017-nucleotide messenger RNA. RefSeq names its product peroxiredoxin-2E-1, chloroplastic-like. The record is from RefSeq and is a predicted model, not a curated record. The transcript has a single exon. Lineage: Eukaryota; Viridiplantae; Streptophyta; Magnoliopsida; Poales; Poaceae. Gene Ontology annotation, cellular component: cytoplasm. Gene Ontology annotation, molecular function: thioredoxin peroxidase activity. Bases 102 to 788 code for a protein of 228 amino acids. Gene Ontology annotation, biological process: cellular response to oxidative stress; hydrogen peroxide catabolic process; cell redox homeostasis.
CCGCCCUAACAUCAAUCACACUCCUAAGCAGCCUAGGACUCACACCUCCCAAAGUCAAACGGAAACCUCAAGGCCAUUUCCUCGAACACAUCGCCGCCACCAUGGCCACCUCCGCCCUCGCCGCCACCUCCGCCACCGCGGCCGCAGGCACGCGCCUCCUCCUCUCGCGCUCCUCCUCCUCCUCCCUCUCCUUCGCCUCCCGCCGCCUCGCGGCCGCGGGCCCCCUCCGGGCCGGGUUCCUCGGCGCGCCAAGGAGGGCCGCCUCCUCCGCAUCCGCGCCCCCCGCCGCGGCCGCCACCAUCGCGGUCGGGGACCGGCUCCCGGACGCGACGCUCUCCUACUUCGACUCCCCCGACGGCGAGCUGAAGACGGUGACGGUCCGCGACCUCACCGCGGGGAAGAAGGUGGUGCUGUUCGCCGUCCCGGGCGCGUUCACGCCGACCUGCACCCAGAAGCACCUCCCAGGGUUCGUGGCCAAGGCCGGGGAGCUCCGCGCCAAAGGGAUCGAUACCGUGGCCUGCGUCUCCGUCAACGACGCCUUCGUGAUGCGCGCGUGGAAGGAGAGCCUCGGCGUCGGUGACGAGGUGCUGCUGCUCUCGGACGGGAACGGGGAGCUCGCACGCGCCAUGGGCGUGGAGCUCGACCUCUCGGACAAGCCCGUGGGGCUCGGCGUGCGGUCCCGGCGCUACGCGCUGCUGGCGGACGAUGGCGUCGUCAAGGUGCUCAACCUCGAGGAGGGCGGCGCGUUCACCAACAGCAGCGCCGAGGACAUGCUCCAGGCGCUCUGAAUUGUGGCCCUCGCGCGCCAUGGCUCUCCCUUGGUUCGUCUCCCUUCCUUCAGAUGUUAGUUUUUUUUCCUGAAUAAUCGCUGCUGCCGUCACUGUGGUGGUGAUUGGUGAUGAAUAGCGAGCUCUGUUACUAGUGCGCUGCAGUGCAGUGUUGAGUUGUUAUCUUGAUGCGAAGUUUCUAGCGAACAAGCCGGUAUAAAGAAACCUUCUGGUGGCAGAAGGUUAGCAA